AUGGCGGUCGUCUACUUCGCCUCCUUCUCUCUCCUCCUUCUGCCUCCUCUUGCUGUUCUCAUUCUCCUGUACUUCAUCGUGCGGCCUCGUCCGGUGAAGAUCCCCAUCAAGAAUCGCCACGUUUUCAUCACCGGCGGAUCGAGUGGGAUCGGUCUCGCCCUGGCUCGUCAGGCUGCGGCUGAGGGUGCUCGCGUCUCGAUCCUUGCUCGCUCUGUGGAUAAGCUUGAGGAGGCCAGGAAUUCGAUUCGCCUCUCCACCGGCAUCGAUGUGGCUGUCUACUCCGCCGAUGUGCGCGACUACGACGCCUUGAAGCGGGCCGUGGAUGAAGCGGGGCCUAUUGAUGUGUUGAUUGUGAAUCACGGGGUGUUUUGGGCCACGGAGAUCGAGAAGCAGGAAUUGUUUGGGGUGAAGUUCAUUAUGGACGUGAAUUUAAUGGGGAGUUUCAAUUUGAUCAAGGCUGCGUUGCCGGCAAUGAAGAACAGGAUGGACAGGGGACCUGCUUCAAUUGCUAUUAUGUCGUCACAGGCUGGUCAGGUGGGUAUUUAUGGUUAUACAGCUUAUGCUGCCAGUAAAUUUGGGCUUCGUGGACUAGCAGAGGCAUUGCAGCAGGAGGUUAUAGCGGAUAACAUUCGUGUUUCUCUUAUAUUCCCUCCAGACACGGACACUCCUGGUCUAUCGGAAGAAAACAAGAAAAAACCACAGAUAACCAGUUUAAUUGUGUCCUCUGGCGGUUUAAUGAAAGCUGAUGAAGUUGCUCAGAGAGCUUUAAAUGGCAUCAAAUCUGGCAGCUUUUUCAUCCCCUGCAACCUUGAGGGAUACUUGCUGGCCCUAGCAACUUCUGGGUUUUCCCCACAGAGCUCAUUCUUGAUGGCCUUUGUUGAGGUUUUUGCCGCUGGAAUAUUACGCAUUGCUGUGCUAUUUUUCCAGUGGACCUGGUACAGAAGUAUAGAGAAAUUCCAUGCCCAAAGACGUGGCAAGUAGAUAUUGUUAGAUGGAUUUUUUUCACCUGAGUUUCUACUAUCAUAGCUGUCCUCUUCAACUUUAUGAUGGUCUGUGGUCUCCUGAAGCUGCUAAAAAGUUAUUCAAAUCACAGUCCUGCUAUACUUGUGGUAUUGUUGAACUGUUCUUCUAUCGGUUCCAGACAAUCCCCCAAUGAGCUGAUGCUCGUCCAUAUGGCGUGUUUUCAGAUAUAUGAUAGCAGAUAACAGGAUAUGGUUUUGUUCCGGUCUUUUCAAUGUUGAGACUAUGAUUUAUGAUAAACGAGAACUCAUUAAUUUUGUAAUCGGAAUCAAGGUCAAGUUCAGGUUUGUGGUUUCUUUACUUCAUCUAUGAGAAUAGCUCAUUGUUAAGUAUGCUUGGUGGAGGGUAGAAAGAAAGUGGAGGGGAAAGGGAAGGAAAUGAUGUGAUUUUCAGUCCAUGUAGUUGGAAGUUAGUCGCAUACAAUAGUCUUUCAAUGAAUUCUGAUAUACCAGACUAUUGUAAAAAUAAUUUAAAAAUAGGGUUAAUAUUAUUUUGUCUCUUGACCUC
Neltuma alba is the source of this 1527-nucleotide messenger RNA. Its product is annotated as 3-dehydrosphinganine reductase TSC10A. The coding region runs from base 1 to 981 and encodes 326 amino acids. The transcript has 4 exons. The record is from RefSeq and is a predicted model, not a curated record. Gene Ontology annotation, molecular function: 3-dehydrosphinganine reductase activity. Gene Ontology annotation, cellular component: endoplasmic reticulum membrane. Lineage: Eukaryota; Viridiplantae; Streptophyta; Magnoliopsida; Fabales; Fabaceae. Gene Ontology annotation, biological process: sphingolipid biosynthetic process.